GUGAAAGUAGUACAGAGAGGCUGUCUCACGCUGGUACAGUGAAAGGAGAGGCCGCCAUGUCUGCCCACCUGCAAUGGGUGCUUGUGGGGAACGGCUCCAGCUUUCUGAUCAAGUGGAACGAACAGAUACACAACACUGAGCCCACUAACCUUAAAGCUCACAGCUCCUUCUGCUACAAUGGGCUGAUUCACUGCAAGACUGUGGGUGUGGGGCUGGAGGCAGAGGGCAAAGGUAUAGUGGUGGUCACAAAGCACAGAACCCUCCAGCGAAAGCCUGCCACCUCCAAUGUGCUGACCACCAUUAGCAAGAAUGCCUGGGCCGCCCUCAGCAGCAUCUGGCCCAUGAUCCACAAGAACAGUUAUGGCCCAGAUCUGUGCAUGCCUGCCAUUCGCAGAGCCAGUGCCAUCCUGUGCAGCCAGAAGCCUGUGACGGUGAAGAGGAAGGAGGGCCUUCCCACCAAGAGCUCCUGAGCACCUGCCCCCAGCAAAAAAGAUGUCAGCCACCUAAAAAAAUAUUGCAGAGAGAUUCAUGCAUUUACCC
Messenger RNA from Leopardus geoffroyi (Geoffroy's cat), 540 nucleotides. RefSeq names its product 60S ribosomal protein L28-like. Gene Ontology annotation, biological process: translation. Gene Ontology annotation, cellular component: cytosolic large ribosomal subunit; ribosome. Gene Ontology annotation, molecular function: structural constituent of ribosome. The record is from RefSeq and is a predicted model, not a curated record. Bases 57 to 470 code for a protein of 137 amino acids. Lineage: Eukaryota; Metazoa; Chordata; Mammalia; Carnivora; Felidae. The transcript has a single exon.